AGAGUUGUGUGGUGUUGGAAACCCAGCCCCUUGAUUUGUUGGGUGAGGGGCAGCGACCCUGUCACCUGGCAGGCGACUCGGAGCUCCGCGCGGUGCUGACAUGAUGACAGUGUACAGGCCAGCCAAGGGCAGCCACAGCCAGACUGCAAACCUGAGCUAUAACUUGGCUGACAGGGUCAAGGUGAAAGGCCCUGGGGCUGGAGGAAACCCUGGGAGGCAGCCAUUUAAGCCCUCCAUUCCUUUCCGAGAGGUCGACCAGGACUCCCACAGAAGCUCCAUAGAAAGCCUCCACAGCCUGACGCUGGAGCCGAGAGCGGACUGUUUCUCGAAGGACAUGUUCAGCUCAAACAUGAUCAUCAGCGACCCAGCUUCAGAGCGCAGUGCUGAAGAAGCCAGCAGGGCCGGGAGGAGGCAGCUCGGGGGUCUUCCAACCCCCUGCCCACCUGCCCGAGGCAGGGCCGGGCACAAGUCCCUCAGCAUAAAGGACAAGAUAUCCGAAUGGGAAGGGAAGAAGGAGUGGCCCACUGCCACAGCUGGCAGGAAGGCAGACGGGCCUGAGGCUCACCUGCCGCCCUGUGUGGCCGAGAGGACAAGGAGCAAUGGGGGGCGAGCUCGGGUCUCAGAGGCUCAGAACGGAACCAGGCCAGAGGCGGAGAGCCAAGAGAAGGAGAGGAACAAAGGGGUGCUGAGAGUCGGGGCCCAGGAUGCGGAGCGGAGGCAGGACCUCGGCCAGCCAGACAGGGAGCUGGCUUCGAGCCCAGCCGGGGGCCCCAGGCCCGGCAAACCGCGCCUUCAGCACGACAGCCUCUCUGUGCAGAAGCAGGUCAAGAAACUGGAGCAGGCGCUGAAGGACGGCUCGGCGGGGCUGGACCCCCAGUUACCGGGGACCUGUUACUCCCCCCACUGCCUGCCAGACAAGACAGAGGAGGGGGUCUCCCUCCCUGAGAACCGGGGGUUCGGGAGCGGCUCCGAAUCCAGGUGCCACCCCUGGGACCAGGAAGCCCGGGCGCUUGCCCAGGAGGCUGUGGAGGACAGGAAAGGCUGGUGCUGCCGGCCCGGCGACCAGGGCCCAGACGGUGUGUACCGGGGCUCCGAGGGCAGCCCCCACAAACCUUUCAUCAACCCCCUGCCCAAGCCCCGGAGAACGUUCAAACACGAUGGAGAAGGGGACAAGGAUGGGAGCCCAGGCCCCAGGUUCAGGAACGAGAAGCGGAACCUGCCUCCCCUGCCCUCCCUGCCGCCCCCGCCCCUGCCCUCCUCCCCGCCCCCUCCGGCCGUGAGCAGAAGACUGUGGAACGGGAGGCCCAAGCCCAGCGCCGACCACAGAAAGUCCUACGAGUUCGAAGACUUGCUGCAGUCGUCGUCCGAGAACAGCAGGGUGGACUGGUGCGCACAGACCCAGCUGGGGCUCACUCGCACUUUAUCGGAAGAGAACGUCUACGAAGACAUCCUAGAUCCGCCAGUGAAGGAAAACCCGUACGAGGACGUUGAGUUACAUGGUCGCUGCCUGGGGAAGAAGUGUGUCCUGAACUUUCCUAGUUCUCCCACCUCUUCCAUCCCUGACACGUCCACCAAGCAGCCAUUGUCCAAACCUGCUUUUUUCCGGCAAAAUUCAGAGAGGAGGAAUUUCAAGCUGCUGGACACUAGGAAGCUGAGUCGGGACGGAACUGGGUCACCUUCCAAAACCAGCCCUCCCUCCACCCCCAGCAGCCCUGAUGACACUUUCUUUAACCUCGGAGACCCACAGAAUGGCAGGAAGAAGAGAAAGAUACCCAAGCUGGUGGUGCGCAUCAAUGCCAUCUAUGAGGCCCGGAGAGGAAAGAAACGGGUGAAGAGGCUGUCGCAGUCCACAGAGAGCAACUCGGGAAAAGUGACAGAUGAGAACAGCGAGUCUGACAGUGACACCGAGGAGAAGCUGAAAGCUCACAGCCAACGCCUGGUCGACGUGAAGUCCCGCCUCAAGCAGGCCCCACGAUACCCGCCGCUUGACCGGGAGCUGGUCGAGCACCAGGAACGGCAGCUCUUCGAGUACUUCGUGGUCGUGUCGUUGCACAAGAAGCAGGCCGGGGCCGCCUACGUGCCCGAGCUCACCCAGCAGUUCCCGCUGAAGCUGGAAAGGUCUUUCAAGUUCAUGAGAGAGGCUGAGGACCAGCUGAAGGCGAUCCCCCAGUUCUGUUUCCCUGAUGCCAAGGACUGGACUCCUGUCCAGCAGUUUACCAGUGAGACCUUCUCAUUUGUCUUGACCGGAGAAGAUGGGAGCCGAAGGUUCGGUUACUGCCGAAGGCUACUGCCUGGUGGCAAGGGGAAACGUCUCCCUGAGGUCUACUGCAUUGUGAGCCGCCUGGGGUGCUUCAGCCUCUUUUCAAAGAUCUUGGAUGAGGUGGAGAAACGGAGAGGCAUCUCCCCUGCCCUGGUCCAGCCCCUCAUGAGGAGUGUCAUGGAAGCCCCCUUCCCAGCCCUGGGCAAAACCAUCAUGGUCAAGAACUUCUUGCCAGGGUCAGGAACCGAGGUGAUUGAACUGUGCCGCCCACUGGACUCUCGGCUUGAGCACGUGGACUUCGAGUCUCUCUUCUCCUCUCUGAGCGUCCGCCACCUGCUCUGUGUUUUUGCCUCCCUGCUUCUGGAAAGGAGGGUCAUCUUCAUCGCGGACAAGCUCAGCCAGCUCAGUAAAUGCUGCCACGCCAUGGUGGCGGUCAUCUACCCCUUCGCCUGGCAGCACACCUACAUCCCCGUGCUCCCGCCCGCCAUGAUCGACAUCGUGUGCUCACCCACCCCCUUCCUCAUCGGGCUGCUCACCAGCUCGCUGCCGCUGCUCAGGGAGCUGCCGCUGGAAGAGGUCCUUGUGGUUGACCUAGUCCACAAUCGGUUCCUCCGGCAGAUGGACGACGAGGACUCCAUUCUACCCCGGAAGCUCCAGGUAGCCCUGGAGCACAUUCUGGAACAGAGGAAUGACCUGGCUAGUGAGCAGGACGCAGGGCCCCUGGACUGCAAGCAUGGCCCUGAGUCCAGCCCCUUGAACGAGGUGGUGUCGGAAGCCUUUGUCCGCUUCUUCGUGGAGAUCGUGGGCCACUACUCCCUGUUCCUGACGGCCGGGGAGCGCGAGGAGAGGACCCUGCAGCGCGAGGCUUUCCGCAAGGCCGUGUCCUCCAAGGGCCUCCGCCGUUUCCUGGAGGUGUUCAUGGAGACCCAGACAUUUCGGGGUUUCAUCCAGGAGCGAGAGCUGCGCCGGCAGGAUGUCAAAGGGCUGUUUGAGGUCCGAGCCCAGGAGUACCUGGAGACGCUCCCCAGCGGGGAGCACAGCGGAGUCAAUAAAUUCCUCAAGGGACUAGGCAAUAAAAUGAAGUUUCUCCACAAGAAAUAACCCUCAGCUCACCCUCAAGGGAAAACUUCCUCUUGGUGCAACCACUGUUUUAGGAGCAUUUCUGAUGGCCCCUCUGAAACGCUGGCCUCGGCCUCCCCGGUGCUGCGCCAUGGCUGAUGGCUUCCCGCCACGCAGCCCCGCCAGAGCCGCCUGGAGGUGCCGCUGCCUCUGAACAGCACUGAAGGGGACCGGAGGCCCACGUCAGAUGGAUGGUUUUGGUCGUUGGCUUUUGGAUUCUUGGUAUUUUUAAUCGUAGAUAUUAAAAAAGGAAACGUAUUUGGGUUUUUUUUUAUUAUGCCAGGGCUAAGAGAAACCUCCCCUGCCUCUGUCAUAUGUUUUCCUUGGCUCAUCCUGCCUGGCAGCUGGACUGUGCAGCCCAGUGGAAAGGGGGGGGGAGGGUCAGCCAGCAGGGGCCCAGUCAAGUGUUCCUCUGGACAAAGCUGGGAACAGGCGGGGUGCUGGUGCGGCACCCCCAGCUCCGGGACUGGAGCCCUCUUGGGAAAGGAUUGGCCUGUGGCGGAGUGGAGCCAGGUCUGGGGCUGAAGGCAGAAGGGGAACCUGAGGGAAGUGGUUUCGCUGGGGGAGCCUGGCCUGCGGGCGGACGGGCGGGCCAGCCGGUGAUGCCUUCUGCUGGCCACGCACCUCUUCAGACCUGCCUCUCAGAAGCCACGCUCCGUCCAGGGCACACACCGAAAGUGGACAUCCCGUGUUCAGAUCUCCCCGAAAAUGCUCGUGGGGCCUGAAGGCUGAUGGUGCUGCCUGGGCGCCCUGAACUACGCCAGCCAGGCCUCGGUGCCCUUCCCACCUGCAGGGAGGAAACCUGCCCGUCUCCGGUGGGGCCAGAGCAGCGGACAUGACCCCUGCGUGCAGGCUCACCGACUUGCACUGCUGAUGUUAACACGAGGGAGGGAGGGAGCAGCCGAACUCGGGGACCCAUCAAGCACUUGACUCCCCUGAGCAAGAGCAGAAAGGUGCAGGGGGAACUUCCGAGGCUGGGAGCUGGGAGAGAGCACAGAGGUGCAGCACCCGCUGGUUCUGCCACCGCCACGCGCCACACUGAGGAGCCCCUCUGGAUGGAACCAGCCACCCCGAGAUGCACAGAGGAGUAAGCUCUGACCUGGCCACAGGCCAGGAGUCUCUGCUGCCCGACAGGGUCUCCUCUUCUAGGAGCUGGGAGCAAGGGCUUUUCUGAGGAAAAAAGGAGAACGAGGCAGGGGCCGAGGUCCCAAUCUACAUCAGGGUUUCUCAGCCGGGGCCUUGGGGUACCCCUCUCUUGUAUCCAGGAUUUGUUAUAUCCAUUCAUUUUUCAGGGGCAAGGGUUCAUCGUUUACAUCGGAUUCUCAAGCCAGCGCAACGCCCCCCCAAAAUGGUAGGACCCAGGCUACAUAAAAGUGAACCUAGGGGGGUGUGGCUGAGGGUUGGGGAGACCACUGAAAGAGAAUCUCUGAGGGUGGGGCUCAGGAAUUUGUGUCUAACACACUCCUCAGAUUAGUUAACUUUAUAAAUACCAAUAUUAUGCAUAUUUUUCUAUUGCCCAGAGAUGAUCACUCUUAAUAUUUUGGAAUAUACUUUCUUUUCUAACUUAUUUCAUGUUAUAUUGUUUACUUAACAUUUCCAAGUGAAUAAAUA
This is a messenger RNA of Condylura cristata (star-nosed mole), 4990 nucleotides long. RefSeq names its product DENN/MADD domain containing 2A (gene DENND2A). The transcript has 21 exons. Gene Ontology annotation, biological process: retrograde transport, endosome to Golgi. The record is from RefSeq and is a predicted model, not a curated record. Gene Ontology annotation, cellular component: actin cytoskeleton. The coding region runs from base 101 to 3361 and encodes 1086 amino acids. NCBI's taxonomy places the organism in Eukaryota, Metazoa, Chordata, Mammalia, Eulipotyphla, Talpidae.